Molecule: messenger RNA, 2518 nt
Organism: Toxorhynchites rutilus septentrionalis
Lineage: Eukaryota; Metazoa; Arthropoda; Insecta; Diptera; Culicidae
Exons: 3
Coding region: 1421-2227 (268 amino acids)
Source: RefSeq, a predicted model, not a curated record
CAACAUUAACACAAACUGUAAAACCAUUUUUUUUACACUCUGAACAACCCUACAAUGGAUAUUACCGUUGCGAUGAAAAUUACAAAACAACGCGGAUCGAAAUAGAAUCCAUGUGUUUGUGUCGCUCCGUAGGAUAAGGAGAAAAAGAGCGCAUCGAAUGUAAAUACGCGUGUGGGCAGCCUACAGUGUGCGGUUUCGGCCACCAGUCUAGUAGAGACAAUGAUCUCAACGCCCUCGAGUGCGACUUUGAAGAAUCGCGUUUUAUCGCGAAGUGCUUCCAUAUUUCACUCACCGUCGCCUCCAUAGUUCGCGUGAUGUAUCCACGCGAUGAGUUAGUUCGUAAAAUUGUUUGGGUGUGUUUCUACUAGCGAGCCAAUCAACGAGUUCCUCCUAAGGUGGAAUUAUAUUAGUGUAGCAUCAGCCAAAGUGUGAAGUUCUAUCGCGAUAUGUAAUUGAGUGAUAUGGUAUUCGAACUCGUUCCCCGGACUGUUUUCGCAAUCAAUUGCAAUCAGUGUUUGAAUGUUUGAUUUUUAUAUUGAUAAAGUGCCAAUGGAGAUAACACUUCAUAAAACGAUCAAGCGGAAAUUCGUAAGCAACACACUGAUUGAGAUGACUCAAGCGCUUCCAUUUCACGGUCGCCAGAGCGUAUGAGAGUUGUUAUCGGCAGGCUGGUAUUCAGUGCGUUUUGUUUCAUCCUUCUAAUUCGUGAGAUUUGAACCAAUCCAAUGUGUUGACAUAAGAGCGUGCAAAACGAGUUGUAUUUUACAACAUAAAUUUAAUGAAUAAUGAAAAACUUCAUCACCCGUCUCUGUUCGACUCGUCCAUGACCGAAAAUUGGUUCAAAUAUUGUUAAUUAUCGGAGACCUUCCGAAGCUACCGAUGCUGGAACUGAUGCAACUGCAUGAAACGCUUAACGUAUGGAUUUCGCCUCGAAAGCUGCUAAACGAUAUGUAUUAGUGCGCGUUCUGCAAAUUGGACGAUGAUGAUGAUGAUGCACCAGCGUUGUUAGUUCGUUAGUUUCGCCUCCGUCUAGCUGUGUUACGGUCAAAUACAUAACUGCCAAUUUGCUCAAAUAAUUGUGCGAUCAGAAGCAGUGAAAAUUGCAACGAAUGCGAAGCAAAUCCAAGACGAAACAAGUGUUGUGAACAUAGUGCUUUCCAAUACCCACGGUCACAAAUAUUGCGACGAAACCAAAUGGAACUUAUAGUAAGAGCAACGGCCAGCAAAAACUUCUGAUGGUGACUCUCUGUUAUGGGAACUAGUAAUUGAACGUAAUCAGUAGCGGUUUGGGAGGAUGCGUUUUGCAAGACGAUACGAUUUCUAUACGAUGUAUAACGUGGAAAUGAAAUCUGAAAUUCCGCAUAGCAACGUUCGAUAUGGCAUACUGCCCUGGAUAACAUUUCAAGAUUGAACCAGCAAAAUGGACAUUACACUAUCAGUAGAAGAAGAGAACGCAUUAACGCUAUACGAAGAGCUCGAACAGACGGACAUCAACACGUUGAAUCUGAAUGUCGACUGCUGCUGCGGUUUGCUCAGAACAUCCCCUUUUCAUCAACUAAGAUCGAAAUCAAGCUCGCGAGAACUAAUUCGCGUCGAUUCCGGCGUUUCCAGCGAAGACGAAGGGGAAUCGGCGCAUAGCUGUCCACGGCACUCUGAACACACACAGGAAGACGACGGUCUCUUGUACAAUCAUGACAACAGCAGUAACAGUCUCUCACAUGACCACCAUCACCUUCGACAGGCCCAUAGAACGCAAUAUCUGUUUCCUCGGAGUAAAACUUCCCUCAGUCAGCGAAACGAACGAUUUCACAGUUUCACCCUGCUCGAAUCGAACAUCCUGAACAGCUUCCAACUACAAAAUUUCCGGAAAUCUUCCGGUGGUUGUGACUCGGCCAAUUGCUCGGGACAAACUAGUUACAGCUCGACGGCAUCCAGCAUGAUAGAGGACAUCUCGGAUAAAAUUGAAGAAAUCGGAAAGAUGGAUACGAACAUUCAUUCGCUAAUGUACAAAUCGGUUGAGCUGCAUAAGGACAUUCUGUCUCUAGAAGCAACCACCAACCGUUUACUUGCCGACACGCGAAAGCUCUCCGAUGACCUUGACGACGUUCGCUAUCUCGACGAUUUAAUAACGAUUCUAAAUGGAGACAUUGGGCCCGUCAUACACCGGGAAUGGCCGUACCAGAUUCUAUUCGACACUCCAAUAGAGGAGGGCACUCCGGUUAUAUAAAACUGCAGAAAGCACCACAAAAACAAAGCUAGCUCGUUUUUAAGCAUUUUUGCACUUUUUGCAUAUAUAGUAUAAGUAGGAAAACCUAACCAAUGCUUAGAAAGCAAUUAUUUAAUAACAGUCGCCAGCAGUUACCAGCCUACAGACGACGUUUCAAAUUUCAACCUAGUGACAGCAAGUACGAGCCAAAGACCUAUGACUGAGGGAUUCAGGGGGGAGGGGUAUAACAUGUGAAAAUGAAACACGGAAAGUAUGUUUGCAUAAAUAGAUAAAUUAACAUCCGGUUUCUAA